UACCUAUAAGCGCUAGAAACAGUCACUUGACAGCAGCGCCUGGUGUUCGACCGUUAAACAAUUUGUCGAUAUUUUCUGCAACUACGUUGUUACAAGGGUAAUUGCACGUCACCGCUGAACAUUAUCGUGGGUAAGAAAGCAACAAAGAAGUAACGCGAUUAAAUCGGGAACUUUUCUUACUGGUACCCUUGUCGCAAACAAAUUGGAAAGUUACACAGCAAAGAUGAAGAUUUUGAUCGCGCUUUGCGCGAUCCUUGCUGUAUCUACAGCAAGAGUAGUUAUUAAUGCUGAGGGUCCAGCAAAUCUUUACCUUUUGGGUCAACAGGAAUGUACAUGGGGACCUUCGUACUGGUGUGAAAAUAUCAAAACUGCAGCAGGCUGUAAUGCAACUGCACAUUGUAUUAAAACGAUAUGGAAGAAUAUGAAAGUACCAGAGGAUAAUGAUAGCGUAUGUAACGUUUGUAUGGACAUGGUUCAGCAAGCUCGUGACCAACUAGAGAGUAAUCAAACCCAGGAGGAUUUAAAAACUGUUUUUGAAGGAAGCUGUAGACUUAUUCGCCUAAAUGUAAUUGUGAAGGAAUGUAUAACAAUUGUAGAUCAAUUUAUCCCAGAACUUAUUGAAACAUUAGCGUCUGAAAUGAAUCCAUCUAUUGUUUGUUCUGUUGCGGGACUUUGUAAUUCUGCUCGUAUGGACAAAUUGUUAAUGGAAUAUGGACAACUUGAAUCUAAGACUAAGGAUGUAAAAUCUCGAUCUUUGGAAAAAGAUGAAUAUGAACCCGAUGAAUGUUCAAAAUGUUAUACAGUAGCAGCUCAUAUGGAACAUAAACUAAAUAAUACUCCACGUGAUAAAGUGUUACAACAAAUGCUUAAUGUAUGUGCAGAACUUGGUACUUACUCAGAUGCUUGUUCAGCUACGAUCUUAACUUACUUUGACACAAUAUAUGCUCAAUUGCAAGAAAGUUUCAAUGCUCAAAAUGUUUGCCAUUUAUCUGGUCAGUGUAGUGGUAAAUUCCACAAACAUGAAGAUGCUGAUAAAACUUUGAAAGUAGAAAUUAGACCACUUUCAAGUGUGGGUAUGGUCGAUGUAAAUGACGACCUGCCAUGCAAAUUAUGUGAACAAUUAGUAGGACAUUUAAGAGAUCUUUUAGUAGCUAAUACUACAGAAGCAGAAUUUAAAGAAGUUCUGAAAGGAUUAUGUAAACAAACCAAAUCAUUUUCUACUGAGUGUCUGGCUAUAGUUGAUGAAUAUUAUCCAGAAAUAUAUGAAUAUCUUACAAAAGGUUUAAAUUCUAAUAUUGUUUGUCAAAUGGGUGGAAUAUGCCCUACCCCAGACAAAGCAUUGCAGAAUGAGCCAAUUUGGCCUUUAGUACCUAAAUCCGCGGCUGCGAUAGGAACACGUAUUUUCCAAAAUGCAAACAAGGCCAUGGAAGCUGAUAAUAGUGAACAUUUGAGUAAAUCAGAAGUUGAAGCAAUGCAAUUGCCUAUUGAAAGAUUGGUACCGUUCUAUCAAUUACAGGGUCUGUCAGACACUAAGAAUAUAGAAGAUGAUAGUAACGAACAAUUGAGUAAAUCAGAAGUUGAAGCAAUGCAAUUGCCUAUUGAAAGAACAGUACCAUUCCCUGUAUCAGGAGGUUUAUUAGACACUAAAGGGACAGAAACAUGUGCGUUAUGCGAAUAUAUAUUACAUUUUAUACAAGAAGCUAUAACGAAUCCUACCACAGAGGAUAAAGUAAAGAAAGUAUUAGGAAAAGUAUGUACGAAAUUACCUGAAUCUAUAGAAAAUCAAUGUACACAGUUUGUCGAUCUUUAUGGAGACGCUAUUGUAGCUAUUUUGGUUCAAGAAAUUGAUCCAUCUCAAAUAUGUCCAAUGUUACACCUGUGUCCAGAUGCAAAGUUGAUGGCACUGUGGCACAGUGUUCCAGCAAAAUAUAUGCUUGAAGAAAAAAAGAGCAAACCUAGUUGUCCACUAUGUUUACUUGCUGUGUCACAAAUUUAUGAAGUUAUAAAAGAUAAUAAGACCGAGGCAAACAUAGAAGCUCAACUGGAUAAGCUAUGUAUUCAUUUGCCACAGAGUUUGGUCGAAGAAUGUACAGAUUUAGUUAAAGGUUAUAGUAAAGAACUUAUAGAGUUAUUGCUGGCUGAUUUAACACCUCAAGAAGUAUGUGUUUAUAUUAAAUUGUGCGAUGCUUCAAAGAAUCCUGGUCCAAGAGAUGAUUUUAUUACGGAUAAAGAUGGUGAAAUUUUAACAAAUGAAAUACCUAAUUCUCCAGCAAGUACUGAAGUGUCAGAAAGUAUACAAGGGCCAUAUUGUGUAAUCUGUGAAUUCACUAUGCAUUAUGUUGACAAAGUACUUGGUAAUGAAAAGGAGAAAAGUAAAGUUGAAAAGGCAGUACUUGGAGUAUGUAAUCAUCUUCCUAAGUCUGUUUCUCGAGAAUGUAACCAAUUCGUUAGUAAAUACGCUUCUGCUGUAAUCGAUGUCCUCACAAAAGAUGUCAAACCAAAGCAAGUUUGCACUAUGCUUGGACUUUGCUCAUUAUACAUACAGGAAAUCAAAGCUUCUGUAACAGAAUGCGCUUUGUGCAAAUCUAUUAUAUCAGUAAUAGAUGAAUUUUUGGACGUACAAGAUGUUGAUAACAGCAUUACGAAAGUAUUGUCUAAUGUAUGUAAACAUUUACCAGCAGACAAAGAACAUAAGUGCACUACGCUUAUUAAUUCCUAUGGGCAAAGCAUAAUAAAUAUUGUCAAGAAGCGCGAAAAUAUUUACAAAAUAUGUAGUAAAAUAGGUCUUUGUGCACCCAAUGAUUAUUCAAUAGUAUCUUUGGAAAAUUCGCGAAUUAAACGAUCGUACGAAAAAAAUCGUAUAAAGCACUGUACAUGGGGCCCUGUCUACUGGUGUUCUACUAAUGAAACAGCUCGCGAAUGUAAGGCUGUUGAACAUUGCAAAGAAAACGUAUGGAAGGCCGAUUUCGCUCCUCCUAAACAAAUCACUUUGAGCGAGACAGAACCUAAUGUUUAAAUUUGAAAUGAAUAAUAAAUUGAACUAUUCUCUGAUUUUUACAUUUUAAGAUGUUUAAUCGUAAUAAUUUUGUUUCCUUACGAUAUUACAUUGAUGAUACUAGAAAUUUAAUGAUAAUUAUUAGCGUUAUAUUGCACGACUUUUUAAGAAUAUAACAUUGUGAUGGCACGAUUAAAAACUUCCAAAACAAUGUCCAUUUAAAAUUUAUGCGUAAUGUAGAAAAUUUAGUAAUAAAUCUAUAAAUAAGCUUUUUACACUAUCACAAGUAUAUUGUCUUUCAACAAUAUUAAGUUCAUAUUUUAUAACAGUUGUAUGUACUAUAAUAUUGAAAAUAUAACUAUGAUUUCAAGUGUAUACAGACCGUAAUUGUCAAUAUACAUAUUAUUAUUAUUACAAAUUGCAUUAAUGUCAACUGUGAUAAUAAAACAAAAUUAAAAUAGUA
This is a messenger RNA of Bombus pyrosoma, 3458 nucleotides long. It is a transcript of the gene Sap-r, whose product is annotated as prosaposin. The coding region runs from base 224 to 3016 and encodes 930 amino acids. Lineage: Eukaryota; Metazoa; Arthropoda; Insecta; Hymenoptera; Apidae. The transcript is spliced from 14 exons. Gene Ontology annotation, biological process: sphingolipid metabolic process. The record is from RefSeq and is a predicted model, not a curated record. Gene Ontology annotation, cellular component: lysosome.